AUGGAAGAAGUAUUUAGGAGACUCAAUGGCAUCCCUCAUGUGCCUGACCCUGACCCUGACCCUCACCCUCACCCUCACUCCAUCCUCAAUCCAAUAAAGUGUUCCGCUUCCACCACUGCCGUUCCCACCAACACCACCACCACGUCAAAAAAGCGCUUUCUCAAAGAAAAUGGUGGCCCUGGUGGGACAAUAAAGUACCGUGGGGUUCGCCGCAGGCCAUGGGGCCGUUACGCUGCUGAGAUUCGUGACCCGAAGUCCAAGGAGAGGCGGUGGCUUGGGACUUUUGACACGGCCGAGGAAGCUGCCUGUGCCUAUGACUGUGCUGCUCGAGCUAUGCGUGGAAUGAAGGCUCGAACCAAUUUUGUUUACCCUGCCACGGACCCUCACUCCCCCAACGGCCCUUUUCUUCCUCCCUUCAACUUCUCUAACCCUUCACAGCUAUCCAUCCGGGACCUUAACCACACCCGUUAUCAGUUUGGGAACUGUUCAAAUCGGCCAUUGUUUGCUAAACCUCCUCACUCUAUGGUUCACCACCUUCCAUUUAUCAAUGGAACAUCUUCGUCUUCAUUAUCUUCUACUUUCCCGAUUCCAAGCGUUUUGCCUGCCACUACUUUCUUCAAUUCCUCGCCCAGUUCUUCUCUAUGGUUAAGCGACAACAGCAGUGGUCCUUUUACCGCAUCUACUAUGACUCUUCCUCUCAAGGAUAAGAAUUCAAGUGUUACCACUGUUGUGCCUGCCCCUGCCAUCUCAACUUGUCAAGCUGAUGAUAUGGGAAUGGGAUUAUUCUUCCCACAGGGACCUUCUGAUUCUGGGUUGUUGGAGGAGAUAAUUCAAGGAUUCUUACCAAACCCCACCUCAAGGAACUCAGGCCUUGUUUGUUCUACAACCUCAAACUGCACCCAACAUUCCAUCGUUUCACCACCCACUGAAAUGUCUUUCACUGGGUUGAAUUUGAAGGAGAUUAAGAACGAGAGUUUAGGUUUUUAUAUGGACUACCAUCCGCAGUUGGAGAGUUUGAAUGGAACUGCAAAUUCUCGAGUGGUGCCAAACAGUAAUGAGAUACCACUUAGCCAUCUACAGCUGGGUCAAGACAGUAUUGAGGCGGUGGAGCAGAGCUGGUGGCGUCAGGGGAUGGUGACCGGUGCUGGUGUCAGAGGGUAA
This is a messenger RNA of Gossypium arboreum, 1161 nucleotides long. RefSeq names its product ethylene-responsive transcription factor ESR2-like. Gene Ontology annotation, biological process: regulation of DNA-templated transcription. Lineage: Eukaryota; Viridiplantae; Streptophyta; Magnoliopsida; Malvales; Malvaceae. Gene Ontology annotation, molecular function: DNA binding; DNA-binding transcription factor activity. The record is from RefSeq and is a predicted model, not a curated record. The transcript is spliced from 3 exons. Bases 1 to 1161 code for a protein of 386 amino acids.